UGUGCGCGCUUCGCAGGCAGGCGCGUGGAGAUUGUAAUCGGGCGCCGCCGGAUUCGCUAGUGCUGCACUCGUCGCCGGACAUUGACGCGCCAGCGACCGGCAGCUGGAGCCGGACACCAGUAUCCUCGUUUCACUCACCGUCCCUUGCACGGGCGCGUGGCGGCGGCGGCGGCGGCGGAGGCUGCUGCGGAGCGGAAGCUACCACCAACCGGCGGCAGCAUGGGAGGCACUCUCAACGGCGACCGACAGCACCAAAGCUACCCGCAGCGGUGGAUGGCCGCGGGCGCGGUCAUCUCGCUGAUGGAGAGCGCGGGAAUGCUUGCGACCGUCGCUGUGGGGCUGAGUAUGUACGACUGCUCCCUCAACACCAGCAGCGACAUACUGUGGGAGAUGACGCGCCUCUACUAUUUCUCUCGUGCUAAGUGCAGCCCAUACAAGGUAAAUAAUAAUGACUACUUUAUUGAUGGUGUGAACAAAGCUGCCAAUCGUACUGUAAUUUUCAUGAGCCUCUACACAGUACUAUACUCUUUCUGGUUUAUUGCAUCAAUUCUUCUUCUAGUUUCAGCAAUAAAAGGGAAGAAAAUGAAACCAAACUUGGGAAGAAAUUUACAAUAUAUAUGGGUAAUACCAACAGGAUGUAUAAUUAUUUUGGAUGUAAUUGCCACAAUUCUAUUUAGUGUGGAUCUAAUGUCUACAAAAGAUUUUGAAUCAGUGAUGGGACUGCUGAAUAUUAAAUUUGAUGGAAGUACGGUGGAGUUAGAGAGCCACUUAUCUGAGCCACCAAAGAUAAUGGCUCUGCUGGCUUCCAAAGCUGGGCUCUUGUGGCUCAUCAAUGUUGUUUUCUUAAUCAUACUUCUCGUACAAUUCAAGAAAAUGUUUCAUUUGCGAAAACAAGAACAGUUUGUGGAGGCUCACCUAUCUACUAUGCCUGCCUACUUAUGGCCACCCAAAUUGGCUGAAAAGAAUCUGUCUCUCAGUAAAGAUGCUAUCACUCCAAAACCAGCUCCAACAAUACCACGACUGAUAAAUCAGGAUGGAAUAGGAAUAGUUGCUGCGCCACAACAUUCAGGGUCCAUGGGAGGUCCACGAAGACCAUCAGCACUUCAAAUUGCAGCACGGCAGGGAUUUAGUUACGAGCGCCCAAACAGUGGGGGAUGGAGCCCCACAAACCCACCCUCUCUUUCACGUAAUCCACAAAUGUCAGCUCCUCAAGGUGGAGCUCCACAAGAAAACCCUGAACAUUGGUACUCAAGAAAUGCAAGAAUGCCACCCGCAGAAAAUGAAAGACCAAGCAAUAUUCUUCAGAGAGACAAUGACGUGUUUUAUUAAAUGCUUUUGUAGAUACUAUCAAGAACUGCAUUCAAUUGUUAUAGAUUAAUAAAACAAAGAGUAUCAAUACUAAGCAGCUCAGUUCUAAAACAGUGAAGAAAGAUUAACUCUAGCCAAUUAACACAUACCGAGUCCAAAAUGUUGUUAACAAUUUUUUGUUGCAAUUAUCACAUUCUAAUACCAUCAGCAUACUGUUAUAUAAAGGCAAUAGAACAUAUUAUGUGUAACUGAAAUUGUGUGUAAGUUAGCAGAAGUUUGGGUAGGAAAUUAUAGAACUUUAUAUCAUUCUCAGAAGUAAGCUAAAACUGGAAAGUACAUUAUUCUUGCAUUAACAUGUAUAUAUGUUUAAUAACACAAAAAUAAUUGCUUUUCUAACUCAUUUGUACUUUAUAUUGCUCAAACUAUGAGAGUCUAUAAUGAUUUUUCUUCUUCUUCGGGUUUCAUUUUGUCAGUCUGCAAUUCACAAUUGUGGAUCAUUAUGAAACUUUCAGGUUAAUUCUUAAACAAGCAACUGAAUAAUAACUAGAAUUUCCAGAUACCAUUUUUUCAAUAACAAUAAACAAACAUUUUUCUAUUAAUAAAACCAAACUAUUCAUCAAUUGUCUUUGCAAGUAUGAUAAAAUGUGCUUACAUGUAUGAUUAAAAGACCUCAGAAAUAUUCACAGAGAAUGAGUAAAAUUAAAUUUAUUUCUAUAAUGAAUGUUUUAUUUAUUUUAAAAUAUGUCAUCUUUCAAAGUUAACAAGUGUUUCAGGAAUAAAUCACUUAAAAUUUGUCACUUGCAUUCACAUAUUUCUUUCAAAAACUUAGUUGAAAACUUAGAAUUUGUUUUUUUCCAAUUGUAUAACACUUGCAUACAACACAACAAAGAAAAUUUGUAUUUCAUUUUUUGAGGCACUAUUACAGAACUCAAGUUCUUUCCUGAAAAGGACCUUUCAAUAUAAAAUAACUAAUUUUAUUUUCCAUCUAUUAAUCUCUUUCUUUAAAAUCAAAAUAAAAUAAUAUUUAAAAUAAGUUUAUUACAUGAUAGAGGGUUUAAUCUGAUACAAACACAAUGGCAAACUACUACUCUAAGAAAAUAAGAAAGUUUUAAAUAAUUUCAUAGUACUAUUUCAAUAUUUUAAUACUUCAAAACUCAUCUACAUAUCAUAGAAGAUAUAAUUUCAAAUACAAUCUCUUGAUACAUAUUGAUUAAUUGAAUAUGUAUUUACAUAAGUAAAUCAUAGAAUUAAGAAAAUUUAAUUUUUGUUGAAAAUUUACUUUGGAAAAAUAUAGUUAUUCUCUUCCAACAUAGUAAGAAAUGCUUAGAGAAAAUAUGUAAUACCUUCAGUAAAUCUAGAAAACUCUUGAAAGUAAUUGAAGAGUUAACCAUGACAUUUAUAACCAUACAAAGUCAUUAGUGUUUUAAGUGAAAAUAUUUUAUAUAGUAUUGAGUUACUUCUCUAUACAAACCAACCUAUGUACAUAAUUAUUUAUUUUUGUACUUUUUAAAUGUAAAGACUGAUGAUUAGUUUUAUCAGAACUCAUAAAUGUAUUAAUAAAAUCCAUUGAAAUGCCAGUUUCAGUUACAUUUUAGCAGCUCAAAAUAAAAAAUACAUCCAGUGACUUUCUCCAUAUCUAUAUUCAGAAAUAUAUCAUAGUUUUAAUUUUUUUUGUACACAAACUUGUUUUUAUUGAACAUUUAGCCUCCUUUACAUCAUUUGAAAAAUUAUUUUUGUAUCUUUCUUUGACAUGUUUGAUCAGGAAACAGAAAAUGAAAAAGGAAUUUCAAUAAAAUUUGUUUUUUUCUUCUUCCUUUCUUCUAAUAAUUUAGGUCAACCGUAAGAAAUGGAUCUCUCAUCCAACUUAAUUAAUUUUGUUUUUAUGACUGUACAUAUGAUAGAUUUCUGCCAAUCUUUUUUAAUACAAUAAUCAUGGUCAUGAAAAAUUAAUCAAUUAUGAUUAUACAAGCAGAACUCUAAAAUAUAUACAUUGCUAUGCGUUUUUCAGAUUUAAUUAUAUGUACAUUUUCUCUCUUGGGGGGAGGGGGGGGAAUCCUUUAUCGAGCAUUUAUUUGUGUGCAGCUUUUGUUUUGAAUUACCUGGGUUCACACUACAAAUGAAUAAAGGUUUUAUUUUUUACUUAUAUAAUUAUUGUACCACAUUAUUACAUAAAAAUUAAUUAUCAAAGCUUGAUACAAGCUUUACAACUUCAGUAUAAAUGGAGGCUUCCUAAAUAAUUUGUUUAAGUUUUGAAAAUUUUAUUAUUAUUUGCCAUUACUGAUUUGUACAUAAAUUCCACUAUUGACAUAAAACAAUGUAUACCUCAAGCCUUUUGGAUCAAUUCAUAUAGACAUAGUGCAUAUUAAUUGAGUAAAACAUUGAGAUAAUGUUUCAAAACCAAUGAUAAAUAAAUAAAAGACGAGAAUCUCCCAAAAGGUUUCUAAAACUUUUUUUAACAUUGAACAUUUUCUUCUGGAAUUCAGGACAACACUUAAAUUGACAGGGGGAAUUUUUAAGGAAUAAUUGGUCAAAUAAUUAGUUAUAUUAGUUUGUCAGCAUUUCAGAACUGCAUCUCUCAGGGUUUCAUCAGAGCUUUGGAAUGGAUAAAAUAUGUGUUACAAAUAUAUUGUCAUUAUAAUUAGAUCAAAUAAAUGAAUGCAUGUUUAUAAUGUAUUCAAUUUGCAAUAAUAGUAAGGUGCAUUUUUAAGAUAGAUUAUAGAAGACCUAAUGUUAUAUGUUUUUCAUUGCCUCAAUUUUUCAAAUUAUACAUAAUUUAUAUUUUUACUUGAACUUUGAAUCUGUAUAGUAACAUUGUAUUUUAUCCAUUCCAUAGCCUUGAUAAGGGGAGAAUACAGUUCGGGAACAUCGGCAAACUAAUAGAACUAAUUAUCUGUCCAGCUAUCUAUUGACAAUUUCCAUGAAUUUAAGAUUUUAUUUUAUUAGCUACCUUAACUGGUUUGUUUGCAAAUCCAUACAUACAUGUACAUAUUCAUUGCCACAGCACAAUGUCUGAAAGAUUUUCCAUCUUUUAAUAAUCUAACUCUGCACUCAUAAACAGUUUUCUCCAAAUGCACACACUCACCAAAAAGUCUGCAUAUUUAAGUUUUGUUACUGCAACACUGAUAUUAAUAAUAAUGUUUCUUUUUAUCAAAACUAAUUUUACAGUUUUCAAAUGUUUUCCCUGAAAUUAGAUAUAAAAGAGUGCGAUGAAUUAAUACAUGAAAAGUUUCCAGAGAAAAUUCGAUAGUGUUUUUAAGAACAUUUCAUUUGAACAAUUUUGGAAAAAAUGAUUGUUUGGUUCAACUACUCAUUAAAACUCAUAAGAUUUUGGGACACUUCAUAUAAAACUCUUGUGUUUAUGAAUGCAUUACAUCCUACGAUAUAUUUCACAUAUAUUAUGAUGCAAACAAGGUUCUAAGAAAAUUAAACAUUUUGUAAUUUUUGAAAAUUCAAAAGUUUUA
This is a messenger RNA of Gryllus bimaculatus (two-spotted cricket), 4769 nucleotides long. Lineage: Eukaryota; Metazoa; Arthropoda; Insecta; Orthoptera; Gryllidae. The record is from the annotation of a GenBank genome assembly.